GGUCAGCUGGACAUGGAGGGUGCCCUGACUGCCAGGGACCGGGUUGGAAUCCAGGAUUUCGUCCUUCUGGAUGAAACCACAGAUGCGGCCUUCCUCAGCAACCUCAAAAAACGCUUCAGCAAAGAUCUGAUCUAUACCUACAUCGGCACAUUGUUGGUGUCUGUCAAUCCCUACAAAGAGUUGGACAUCUACAACAAGAAACAGAUGGAUCUCUACAUGGGAGUCAACUUUUUUGAGCUUCCACCUCACAUCUACGCCUUGGCAGACAAUGCCUACCAAACCAUGCUGACAGAGUUCAACAAUCACUUCAUCCUGAUCUCGGGUGAGAGUGGAGCAGGGAAGACCGAGGCCUCCAAGAAGAUUCUUCAGUAUUAUGCUGUCAGCUGUCCCAGCACCACUCUGCUCAACACUGUCCGAGACAAAAUGCUCAUGUCCAACCCCGUCCUCGAGGCUUUCGGCAAUGCCAAAACACUGAAAAACGACAACUCAAGUCGGUUUGGGAAGUACAUGGACAUCGAGUUUGACAGCCAGGGUGAUGCUGUCGGAGGCCACAUCCUGAACUACCUGCUGGAGAAGUCGAGGGUUGUGCACCAGAAUCACGGGGAGAGAAACUUCCACAUCUUCUACCAACUGGUGGAGGGAGGAGAGGACAACCUCCUGCACCAGCUGGGCCUGGAGAGAGACUCCCAGCAUUAUAACUAUUUAACCCAAGGAGAAUGUGCCAUUGUGUCUUCAAUUAAUGACAGAAACGACUGGAAAACUGUCAAAAAUGCUCUGCAAAUCAUCAACAUUGAUGAGAUAAACACUAAUCAUCUUUUUGGGAUCAUUGCCAGCGUUCUCCACCUGGGGAAUGUUCAGUUUGACUCGGACAGCAAAGGGCAUGCCCUCCUGAACAACAAUGCAGAGCUGCACUGGGUGUCCAAUCUGCUAGGAGUCGAUGCUCGAAGUCUCCAGGAGAGUCUCACAUUCAGGAAGAUUGAAGCCAGACAAGAGCAGGUGCAUGCCCCAUUCACCAUCGACCAUGCCAUCUAUGCCAGAGACGCUCUGGCCAAAGCCAUCUAUGGACAGACCUUCACAUGGCUGGUGAGCAGGAUCAACGAGUCUAUGGAGAACAAGGUGAGAGAGGAGAAGGAUACGGUCAUAGGUCUUUUAGACAUUUAUGGAUUUGAGGUUUUCUAUGUUAACAGUUUUGAGCAGUUCUGUAUAAACUACUGCAAUGAAAAGUUGCAGCAGCUUUUUAUCCAGCUGACAUUGAAGGCUGAGCAGGAGGAAUAUGAAGCAGAAGAUAUUGAGUGGGAGCCGGUUCAGUUUUUCAACAACAGGAUCAUCUGUGACCUGGUUGAGGAGAAACACAGAGGAAUCAUAUCUAUACUGGAUGAGGAGUGUCUCAGGCCAGGGGACGCCACAGAUCUCACCUUCCUGGAGAGACUGGAGGACAAGAUGGGGAAUCAUCCUCACUUUGUAACGCACAAACUGGCCGACAAAAUGACACGCAAGACUCUGGAGAGGGGGGAUUUCCGCCUCUUACAUUAUGCUGGAGAGGUCACCUACUGUGUUGUGGGUUUCCUGGACAAAAACAACGACCUAUUAUAUAGAAACAUAAAAGAUCUGAUCUGUCAAUCUAAAAAUGCAAUAGUCAGAGAGUGCUUCUCCACAAUAGAUCCAGACAGCCUGCGAAGACCCGAAACAGUGGCAACCCAGUUUAAGAGCAGCCUGCUGAAGCUGACAGAGAUCCUCAUGGCUAAAGAGGCCUGGUACAUCCGCUGUCUGAAAUCCAACGAGUCCAAGCAGCCAGGUCAAUUUGAUGAAGCAUUGAUCAGGCACCAGGUGAAGUAUCUGGGCCUGAUGGAGCACCUCAGAGUUAGACGAGCUGGUUUUGCAUACAGGCGUAAAUAUGAGGUCUUUUUACAGAGAUAUAAACCCUUGUGUCCGGCCACAUGGCCUCACUGGAACGGAGUGCCCGCUGAUGGAGUGGAAGUUCUGGUUCAACAUCUGGGCUACUUUCCUAAUGAGUACAAAAUGGGACGUACAAAAAUAUUCAUCCGUCAUCCGAGGACACUUUACGCCACAGAGGAUGCUUUUGAGAAGUGUAAACAUGAACUGGCAACAAAGCUGCAGGCCAAAUACAAAGGAUACAGAGCAAAAGGAGAAUUCAAAAAACAAAAAGAAGCUGCCACUAAGAUUGAAACCUGUUGGAGAGGAGUUCAGGCAAGGAAGGAGAAAGAGAGGAGAGCCUGGGCUGUCAAAGUCAUCAAGAAAUUUAUCAAAGGUUACAUGACCAGAGGACAAGCAAAAACCACAGAUAACUCAGAAUAUCUAGCCUUUGUGAGACAAAAUUAUAUGAACAGACUUAAAGAAAAUCUGCCAAAGACCGUUUUGGACAAAACAACCUGGAAAACUCCUCCAGCUGUGCUUGAAGAGACGUCAGAAAUACUGCGUAAGCUUUACUACCGUCUUAUGGUGCGGAAAUAUGUGAGAGGAAUCACCCCCCAGAGAAAAGUACAGCUGCAACUAAAGCUUGUAAGCAGCUCCAUCUUCAAGGGCAAAAAGGAGAGUUAUCCACAGAGUGUCGCUCAACCUUUUGUGGACACCAGAAUCAGUGAACAAGAAAUAAACAUGAGGGUUCUCCAGAUGAUUCGCAACGAGCAGAUUAAGUACAGUGUCCCGGUGAUUAAAUAUGAUAGGAACGGUUUCAAACCGAGGCCACGACAGCUCAUCCUCACAAAGACAGCUGCUUAUGUGAUAGAGGAGGCCAAGAUCAAACAGAGAGUGCUGUACACCUCCCUCAAAGGUAUUUCGGUCAGUAGCUUGACUGAUGGCAUCAUUGUUUUCCACAUAACAUGUGAGGACCCUAAAGAAAAGGGGGACCUUGUUAUGCAGUGUGACCACUUGUUUGAGUUUCUGACCAAACUUACCGUCAUUGCUAACAAACAGAAUGCAAUCAAAGUGGUUCAGGGCAGCAUCAAGAUUGAAAUCCAGGCAGGUAAAGAGAGUGCCGUGGACUUCAGUGCCGGACAGGAGCCCAUGGUGUACAAGGCCAAGAAUGGACAUCUGAUGGUGGUUACGACUCGGGCAAGGACACGGUAACAUAUGUGGGGGUGAGAAGACACACAAGAAGCCCCUGAAUAUUUCAUCAGGAAACCCCUACAGGGAGAUCAAAAUGUCUACAGGAAACACACAUUUAAAGAAACAGCACCACUCAGAAACUUUAAGGUUUUUUUUGUUCCAUACAUAUGAAUAUUAAACCCACAUUUUAACGUAAUAAAAUUAAUGUAAUAAAACAAACUAAAAACAUUUGUUUUUAACAUCAAUGCUGAAGGCAAAGGCUGAACCUAAGACAGCAAAUCAAACGGUUCAAUCUAAAAUCUGAAGUUUUACACUCGACAUUACUCAUUAUCAGCUAAAUGUGUCCCUCUAAAUUUGCAUUGAAGCCAUAUGUAUCAUAUUUUUGUAUGUUCACUGAUGAUGGGAAUGUGCAUAUUAAAGACAGACCAAAAAAGUGUUUCUAGA
This is a messenger RNA of Labrus mixtus (cuckoo wrasse), 3510 nucleotides long. RefSeq names its product myosin IHa (gene myo1ha). The transcript is spliced from 31 exons. The record is from RefSeq and is a predicted model, not a curated record. Gene Ontology annotation, molecular function: microfilament motor activity; ATP binding; actin filament binding. Lineage: Eukaryota; Metazoa; Chordata; Actinopteri; Labriformes; Labridae. Bases 13 to 3087 code for a protein of 1024 amino acids. Gene Ontology annotation, cellular component: myosin complex; vesicle; actin cytoskeleton. Gene Ontology annotation, biological process: vesicle transport along actin filament; actin filament organization.